AUGGCUUCUCGUUCGGGAACGUAUCGUGUUAUCUGUAGCAUGUUUGAGCGGUACCUCUCCUUCUUGAUGGUCUGCUGGUUCGCUGGUACUCACUUACCAUUACUCCUGGGUGGAGAACGGUGGGUGUUUGAGCAAAGUGACUUGCCCAAGAAAUGGGAGGCGAACACAUUACCGAGGGCCGGAUGUAAGAGAAAAAAUAUUUGACUGCUUUGAGUUUCAAUCAUGCUUUCCGAAAUUCAAGGAAUUUGAAGUUUUCUAAUCUUGCAAAGCAACAUCAACUCGCCAUCAGUUAGAAUCAACAAGCGCCAAAAUCGUUAGAUAAAUGUUUUGGUCGUUUUUUCAUGCAAACAUCUCACAAAUCUUGAAAAUACUUGAAAGGCUCAUUAUGUCUGACGUAGGAUUUGUUUCGCCAAACAGAAUAACGCAAAAACAUUAAGUGCUAAAAAUAAAUUGCAGUAAUAUCACAUAUUGAUAUUAUAUCGAUACCUAUACCGCUCUUGGAUUAAGAUUUUGCAAAGCAUUACGAGGAAGGUAUUUACGUGCGUGUAAUAUUUGACGAAAAAAGAUUCCGCGGUCUCAAUUAAUAACGAAAUCAUUUUUUUUUACAGAAAUAACUUUUUCACGCUAUAGAACACAAAAGAUCGAAAUAGUUUCUCUUUGUGCAGCGCAUGUGAUUAUCUUAGAAUGAUUGACUGAUUGAGAGAUCCUUGUUUUUACUGAUGUAUGUCAGUAGUGUUGUAUCCGGUAAAUGUAUUGACCACGUGUGGAGAGAACAUAUGUUGAUCAUGCACUUCCAUGAGGAUAAAAGCGAGUAAUCGAUAUUACAGACUAUUUCACAUCAUAGUAAGAACUGGUGCUUACACUUGUGGACACGAACCAAGCGAGAUGAACUACAAGGUGAGAAAUUUAAAAGGUUUUAUUGCUCUUUAAUCAGUCAAAUGUCUACUCACUUAAGGCAAGGACCUAAUUUACCGGGGACGAUAUCGUUUUCAACGAGAAAAGUUUUUCGAGAGUUGUUCAUCUUUGUAAAAAUAUGAAGUGAGAGCCUUUCCACUCGUUUUAAUUGCUUAACAAGGUGUGAAUGAUUUUCGUCGGUCCAAUUAGUCAUUUUGCCGACAUCGAAGUUAGCAACAUUUCCCUGUAGUCAUGAUUUUCUCUUUCCUCGCGGAGUCUCGAUUUAGUUAUGACCUUUCUUAUUUCUCCUCACCUGAGAGGGGCCUGGGUAAGCUUGUCGGAGUCUACCUUUUGUUUCACUCGGAGUCCGCAAGCUCCUUAGCCAGCGGAUUGGCGCCAAACAGGGGCUUUUUUAUUAAGACUGUAAGAGGUGAAGCUAUUAAUAUAUACUGAGCAUUUUGUCUUCUUUUUCUACAAUUGUAGAUAAACUGGAUAAGCUUCGUAUUGAUAAUAUGGAUGCUAACCGCGUCGUUACAAAUCGAGGCAUAUUUCGUUCCUUGUAGCCCGCUUUCACCACCCAGUAGCUGUAAAAUUAACGAGGUUCCCAGAAGGCAGAUCUCCUUUCAUAUUUGCGGCGAUCAACUCAAAACAGCCUAUGAAGUGGCAUGCAGAUGGAUGCGAAGGAAAAGAAGUGGUACGGUAUUUUAUUUCAUAAGUCUACAGCUACUUUAAAGAUUGGUGUCACAAACAGCGAAUGGUUCACAUGAAGUGAGGUGCAUCCAGGACUGAAAGAAGUAACGAAAGAUACUGAAAAAAGAUAUUCAUGGAUCAUUCAUCAUCUAUCUCUGGGUAGUUAUUUAUCGCACACUGGUGGUUUUCAUGCCGGAACGAACAGUCAUCUCUAAUUUUUGACAGAGUUUAAUGGGAGGGGGGGUGGGGGUGGGGAGGGACAAAAUGCGUUGUUCGUUGUCAACCAUCCUUGUUCCUAUUCGUUCUCGCCCCCCCCACGUCGAUUCUUGAAGUCCCAAGAAACUCACAAAAAUAAAACUCUCACGCCUACGAACUCCAAGAGUUUUCUUGGAGAGCAGGGCAAAGGAGAAUGCUCAGUGACGACGGACCAGUUUGUUGGUGGGAAAAUUAUUCGCAUAACAAAAACAAAGUGUGUACCCAGUCAAUCUUGCUUAUUGAUAGCAAGCAAUCCCGUAACCAGCAUAAGCGAUCAUUUUAAAACUUCCCUACCUGAAAAUGCCCCGAAACAAUUUCAUUAAUUCCAUAUCAAAAUAUGAAACUUUUAUUUUUCAUCAAGUGCUACUUUGUUUUUCUUUCAGUAAAACCAAGAGCCAGCAAAGUAAUCCUGGACAAGCAAAGAGCUGAUGGAUUUCUUACUUCACAUCACGUGACUAAAAGGAGCUUCAACGUUGUGGAGGAGUGCUGUCAAGAGGGCUGUGUAUGGGAAGAAAUUUUGGAAUAUUGCAAACCGACAUAA
This is a messenger RNA of Pocillopora meandrina, 2380 nucleotides long. Lineage: Eukaryota; Metazoa; Cnidaria; Anthozoa; Scleractinia; Pocilloporidae. The record is from the annotation of a GenBank genome assembly.